Dreissena polymorpha is the source of this 939-nucleotide messenger RNA. RefSeq lists its product as uncharacterized. The transcript is spliced from 3 exons. The record is from RefSeq and is a predicted model, not a curated record. NCBI's taxonomy places the organism in Eukaryota, Metazoa, Mollusca, Bivalvia, Myida, Dreissenidae. The coding region runs from base 190 to 528 and encodes 112 amino acids.
CAGAAUCGUAUUCCGAUGCAUUCGAUGUAUGGUUCUAUCUGCGCCGAACUUCGCAACUAGCAAUCUAGAACGGCCCAUUUACUGCAUUCGCUAACAUUGUGCGGGUUCACCAGUGUGGAUACGGUUGCGAAAUACCCGUCUCGUGAUUGUAGAUAGGGAGUGUUGUUUAAUACCACAAAAGUUGCAGAAAUGGCCGGAGGCGGAGAUUGGUCACAUUCAUUGUUCGGUUGCUUUGAUGACUUUGGGAUAUGUAUCAUCGCCUACUUCGUUCCAUGUGUAACGUUUGGCCAAAAUGCUGAAGCCAUAGGCGAAGGAAGCUGCUUAUCAUGCGGCAUAGCAUAUUUGGUACCCCUUUUAAACUUGUUCAUGGCGGUCAAGGUCCGCGGAAGAAUUCGUGAGUCCAAGGGUAUUGAAGGCAGCACGCUGGGCGACUGCGCUGCCAUCAUAUGUUGUCCACUGUGUGCCCUCGUACAAGAAGCCCAAGAGGUCAAAGGGUCGCCGAGCGCACAGAGCAUGAGUCGACAAUAGCACAGAAGUCAGUGAAAACGACACUUAACAUAGACAGAAAACACUACAUUACACAAAGAAGGACUAUUUUAAACAUGACCAAUGUUAAGACGUUGGCAUAGACGUUCAGCUUUAUGUCCUAUCACUAUUUACACAAUUCAUUAUCGCAUUGUUAAAACAAUAUGGACAUGGUGGUUCAUCAGUAUUCCUUGGGCACAUGCUGAUACGCCAUGAAAGUAAUGUUUGUCUGUAUCACAGUCUUUUUUAUAUUCGACGUGUCUAUCAUUUAACCAAUGUGCAUAAUUGUAUAAAAUACUGUUUUACAUUGUACCAUACAGAGUGUUUUCAUAAUAAAAUGCAUAGUAUUUUGUUUUACACCACAAUGUAAUAAAUACAUUAUUAUAGUAUCAAUAAAUAAUACACAACCAUGAA